Molecule: messenger RNA, 2966 nt
Organism: Pipistrellus kuhlii (Kuhl's pipistrelle)
Lineage: Eukaryota; Metazoa; Chordata; Mammalia; Chiroptera; Vespertilionidae
Gene: PPP1R18
Product: protein phosphatase 1 regulatory subunit 18
Exons: 4
Coding region: 287-2035 (582 amino acids)
Molecular function (GO): phosphatase binding
Source: RefSeq, a predicted model, not a curated record
GAGUCACGGCGCUGGCUCCGGACCGCGGGAGCGGCUGGGGGGCCGGACGGAGGGCCGGGGCGGCGGCGGCGGCGGCGGCGGAGACCGCUCCCCGGGGUUGGCGGGAGCAGGUCCCGCCCCUCCUCGGCCCCGCCCCGCGCCCCCAUCCUCUCCCCAUUGUCCUCUGACGAGUGGUCGCUGGCCGUUCGCUCUGCGUCCCUCCGGCCUCCGCGCCUCCCCUCUCCUCCGGACCGGGCCGCCGACCCUCCCCUCCGGGCGCAGCUGCCCCUCACCUGCACCUCGGGCCAUGGCCACCAUCCCGGACUGGAAGCUCCAGCUGCUGGCCCGGCGCCGGCAGGAGGAGGCGGCCGCGCGGGGCCGCGAGAAGGCGGAGCGGGAGCGCCUGUCCCAGAUGCCAGCUUGGAAGCGGGGGCUCCUGGAGCGCCGCCGGGCCAAGCUGGGUCUGUGCCCCGGGGAGCCCAGCGCUGCGUCCGGGCCUCCAGAGGCCGGGCCUCCAGACCCAGACCAGUCUGCGGUCCUGCGGGAGGCCAUCGGCCCGGUGCACCAGAACCGAUUCAUCCGGCAGGAGCGCCAGCAGCAGCAGCAGCAGCGGCGGAGUGACGAGCUGCCGGCGGAAAGGAGGCUGGGGCCUUCGGAGGCCCGGGAGUGGAGGCCCAGCCCUGGGGAGAUGCAGGAGCUCGGCCCCGGGGAGAGGGCGUCCGGGGAAGAGCGGCUCAGCCCCCGGGAAGCCGGCGACGGGAGGCCGGGGACAGGGGGAGCCCGAGAGCCAAGCCCCAAGCCUGCGGGGCACCCGGGCCGGCCGCGCCAGGGCGAGGCUGGGGACCGGGCCUCGGGGCUGCCGGAGGCGCGGCGCUGGCGGCCGAGCCCGGGCGAAGCGGACCCGGCGGAGCCUCGAGAACAAAGCCCCGGGAGCGGGAGCGAGGCUGCGGCCCCGCCAUGGAGGCCUGGCUGCGCGGAGGCCCUGGAGCUGAGUGCGAGGCCGCUGGAGCCGUCGGAGCGGAGCCUGAGCCCCGGAGGAGGGACGGGCAGCUCCGCGGACAGGGGGCGCCCCGAGGACGCGCGGGCUCCCCGGCCGGCCCCGCAGGAGCCCCCAGGGCCGCCCGGGGCCCUGACGCGCGAGGCUGCGGGCGGCCCUGACGGCGGGCAGCCCGCCGAGCGGAGCCCCAGCCCCGCCGAGGCUGCGGAGGGGGACCCCGGGCCGGCCGAAGGGUGGAAAUGGACCCUGCACUCUGGGAGGGCUCGAGAACGGACAGCCAGGGACGCGGAGCCCGCCCCUCGGAAGCCAGCCCCUGCGGAGCCCGCCGGCCAGCUCCCCGGGCCUCCCGGGGUGGAGGCUGCGGAGGAGGCGGGGGCUCCGGGGCCGCUGCGGAGCCGCUGCGCCGGGCCCUGCCCCCUCCCGCCCCGGGACGCGGGGCAGCAGGAAGAGGAAGCCGAGGUGCCGCGGCCCCGGCCCGCGCCCGCGCCUCUGUCUCCCCCGCCGCCGGCCCCCCAGCCCCCCGGGGACUCCCUCAUGAGCCGGCUGUUCUAUGGGGUGAAGGCAGGGCCGGGGCUGGGGGCGCCCCGCCGCAGCGGACACACCUUCACCGUCAACCCCAGGCGGUCUGCGCCGCACGCGGCCCCGGCCGCUCCCGCCCCCGCCGACGCGGCCCCGGCGGCCGGGAAGAAGCGGUACCCCACCGCCGAGGAGAUCGCGGUCCUGGGGGGCUACCUCCGCCUCAGCCGCAGCUGCCUGGUGAAGGGGUCCCCGGAAAGGCACCACAAACAGCUCAAGAUCUCCUUCAGCGAGACGGCCCUGGAGACCACGUACCAGUACCCCUCCGAGAGCUCGGUGCUGCGGGAGCUGGGCCCCGAGCCCGAGGCCCCCAGCGCUCCCAGCGCCCCCGCGCCCCAGCCCGACGACGACGAUGACGAGGAGGAGGAGCUGCAGGCGGAGCCCCCGGGCGGGCUGCGCUCCAAGGCGCUGCUAGUGGACGAGUCCUGCCGGCGGUGGCCCUCUUCCAGCACAGGGACACACCUUCCUCCUUCCCAGAACUGAAGAUCCUGGACCCCAGACGAUUCAGAACAGAUGCCCCUGAAAAUGAGCCUGGCAGGGAAGGACAGCCAACGUCCUCCAGCCAGCUCUCCUCACCCUGUUUCUGAGGACAGAGCCCGAAUGCCACUCACCCAAAGUCCCCAGUGAGUGUCACAUGUGGGCAUACUCCCUCGGUGACCCCAGUGCCCAGGCGGAGCUCACAGGAUGGUGGGGAGGAGAGCCCUCCAGCUCCGUGGGCACCGUACUCCGCCCUACGGCCCAGUCCUUACAGGCUCCUUUAUCCUGUUCCUUAGGCACUGCUCUUCGUUUGCAGCUCCUGCUUCCUCUCUCUUUUUAAAAAUAUUUUUUUAUUGAUUUCAGAGGGAGAGAGAUAGAAACAUCAAGGAUGAGAGAGAACCAUCAAUUGGUUGCCUCCUGCAUGCCCCCACUGGGGAUCAAGCCUGCAACCAGGGCCUGUGCCCUGACUGGGAAUCGAACCAUGACCUCCUGGUUCAUAGGUUGAUGCUCAACCACUGAGCCACACUAGCUGGGCUCUUGCCUCCUCUCUUGACCAUAACCUGGUUUACAAAUCCCCCAGUUCCCCUCCCACAAGGUCCCAGGUUUACAAGCCACACCCAUUUCCCACGUCCUGUGGCCCUCUUCCGUGGCCCCGAAGUCACCUCGUUGGGAAUGACCCGGGGUGUGGCUUCCUCCACGUUUGCUCAGUAUUACUCGGCCUUCGUUUCCCAGAGGGAAGCUGGGAACCUUAGCUCAGUGCCCCAUCUGGUUAUUUAAUUCUGUCCUCCUCAUGGCGCACAAGUGAAUUGAAUUGCAAGGGUUUGGUGUGACUAAGGAAGCACCUCAAUUCUCCCCCGCUACUCCUUCCUUACCAACUGCCUGUUUGUUUUUAAAAAGACAAAAACAAUUUUUCAUAAUAAAGUGGAGUUCUUUCCAA